Messenger RNA from Fusarium vanettenii 77-13-4, 858 nucleotides. RefSeq lists its product as uncharacterized. The coding region runs from base 1 to 858 and encodes 285 amino acids. NCBI's taxonomy places the organism in Eukaryota, Fungi, Ascomycota, Sordariomycetes, Hypocreales, Nectriaceae. The record is from RefSeq and is a predicted model, not a curated record. The transcript is spliced from 3 exons.
AUGUCGGAAACAUUCCAUCCAUUUCCCCGUCUCCCCGCGGAGCUGCGACUGGCCAUUUGGAAGCUCGCCCUUCACACCGAAGGCUCGACCCGCCCAUGGGCUCACUUCUUCGGUAUCCUCGUCCCUGAUCAAGAUGAAGACGCCGAUUCUUUGAUGAGCCAGAGUUUGCUACGAAGACGACGGACAUAUGUCCCAUAUGUCCCCACACAUCGCCUCAUUGGACCUCGCUUCAUGACGUCUACCGAGGAUCGCUCCGUCGGCAUCAAGCAGGUACCUGCCUCAUGGACCGUCAAUAAUCCCUCGGCCUAUCUGAUCGACAGCGGCCACUGGCUGACCUGUCGGGAGUCUCUACGUGUGAUAGAACAUAGCGUCAACCACUCCUACUACUACAGGCUACCAAUGCCCUCUCAAAGCGAUGCCCAGAUGUCACAGGACCACCCAGACCGCUUCAUCGUUGUCCACCCACACAAGGAUCUCUUUUGCUUUCAGCCAUAUGACUGGUACAUCUUAUACUUGAAGUGUGGUUUCGCCGAUUUCCUCAUCGUCACCUUUGGCGGCUACGUGGAAAACGCAGCCAUUGAGUACAAUCCGCAGUGGGGCGUUGAUGUGAAAGAGGCCGGGGGAGAUCACGAACAACUCAAGAUAUUCGACGACUUUUUCCACCUCGCCAUUAGCUCGGCUUCACUCACAUAUCUUGAGUCACUCUGGUUCAUCGACUAUCGAAUCAAGCGGCGACACCACGUGCGCACCAAGGAGCAGUCCGAGGCGCCGCUGGGCCAAGUCUUUUACCAGAAUGGACGUCGGUUUGUCGAGCCCUUCGACAAGCGUGUCAAGACCACCUGGAUAGCGGAGAAAUGA